Molecule: messenger RNA, 4457 nt
Organism: Cyprinus carpio (common carp)
Lineage: Eukaryota; Metazoa; Chordata; Actinopteri; Cypriniformes; Cyprinidae
Product: C-Jun-amino-terminal kinase-interacting protein 4-like
Exons: 31
Coding region: 699-4217 (1172 amino acids)
Biological process (GO): vesicle-mediated transport
Cellular component (GO): cytoplasm
Molecular function (GO): signaling receptor complex adaptor activity; JUN kinase binding; kinesin binding
Source: RefSeq, a predicted model, not a curated record
CCCACCGCGCUCCUGGGCCGUGACGUCAUCGCGUGACGGUCAGGUCCGCUAGUCGCGUCUCUGUCGGGACUGUACUUAACCGCUGCAGUUUAGUGCAGAUUAUCCCGGACAAACAACCGUCCCCGAGGACCGGGACCGGGCAGCUCGGCAGCGGAGCGGCUUUACUCUCUCUCGGUGUUGGAGUGACUUCCUAAAAGUUCCUCGUGAAUGUAAGUCGAACAGCAGACGUCGCGAAGUAAACAGAGCUCGUCUGGAGAGUUAACGUUAGCGUCUGAAAGUAACGGAAGACUUUAACGGAAGAGAGCUCGGAAGACAUCAGCGACAGACGAGGAGAGAUGGAGCUGGAGGACGGCGUCCUUUACCAGGAGGACCCGGGCGCUUCUGCGGUGAUGUCCGAGCGGGUGUCCGGCUUGGCGAGCUCCAUCUACCGCGAGUUCGAGCGGAUGAUCGGCACGUACGACGAGGACGUGGUGAAGGAGCUCAUGCCGCUCGUCGUGGCGGUUCUGGAGAACUUGGACUCGGUGUUCGCGGAGAAACGGGAGCAGGAGGUGGAGCUGGAGCUGCUGAAGGAGGAAAAAGAACAACUAGCAACUCAUCACUAACUACAAAAGGCACAGAGGAAGAGCGCCGAGGAGAGAUAUAUUGAGUAUGAGGACUCUCAAGAACAGGAUAAGAAAGAUCUCCAGAACCGCGUGCAGAUGCUGGAGGCUCAGACCAGACAGAUGGAGCUCAAGACCAAGAACUACGCAGACCAGAUUGGAAGAUUAGAUGAGCGUGAAGCCGAGCUGAAGAAAGAGUACAAUGCCCUGCAUCAGAGACACACAGAGAUGAUCCACAGUUACAUGGAGCACUUGGAACGUACCAAAUACCAUCAGAUGACGGGAGAGACCACAGACGCUGCGAGUCAGAGCAGACUGAGGAAGGAGCGUCCCGUCUCUCUGGGUAUCUUUUCAUUGCCAGGAAGCGAUGUGAUGAGCCCAGAUCUGAACAGGGAAGCCGUGGAGACUCCAGGAACGGACACAUGGAGAUAUAACAAUCUCAGCCACCCUCACUCCAACACCAGCCUCAAGCUGGAGGGGAAUGAAUCCCUCGGGAGAGGGGACGGUAAGAGUUCACAGGAGUGUUUGGAGACCCAGUGGAGCGACUCCAGUAAGGAUGAGCUUUCUGGUGCCGGUAGAGCAGAGUCCACAUCCAGCGCAGCCAAGUCUGCAGCCGCGUCAGAUGUAGCGAUGGCAUCGGGUUCGGACAGGAACCUGGACUCCAGCCGCGCUAAACCAGACAGCAGGAAGAACAUCGGCGUACAGGACGCUGAGGCAUCAGAGACGUCUACAGGAGCCGAUCAAAGUGAGAAUGCGGAGCGAUCGGAGGUGCAGGCCAUCAUUGAGUCCACACCUGAGCUGGACAUGGACCUCAGCGGGUGCAAGGGCUCCAGCACUCCCACUAAAGGCUUGGAGAACAUGGCCUUCGACCGUAACACGGACUCUCUGUUUGAGGAGCUCUCGACGGCAGGAACCGAUCUCAUAGGAGACGUGGACGAAGGUGCAGAUCUGCUGGGUAUGGGUCGUGAAGUCGAACACCUGAUCCACGAGAACACGCAGCUGCUGGAGACAAAGAACGCUCUGAAUGUGGUGAAGAACGACCUGAUCGCUCGUGUGGAUGAGCUGGUGUGUGACAAGGACGUUCUUCAGGGCGAGCUGGAGGUGCUGAGACAGGCCAAAGACAAACUGGAGGAGAGGAACAAGGAGCUGGAGGAGGAGCUCAGAAAAGUCCGAGCCGAGCUGGAGGACGCCAAACUGAAGACCAAAGAGGACGAUGAUAGCGAGGUGCCGACGGCCCAGCGCAAGCGCUUCACGCGGGUGGAGAUGGCCCGAGUGCUGAUGGAGAGGAACCAGUAUAAAGAGAGGCUGAUGGAGCUGCAGGAGGCCGUCAGGUGGACGGAGAUGAUACGAGCGUCGAGAGAGAAUCCAGCCUUGACUGAGAAGAAAAAGUCCAGUAUCUGGCAGCUAAGUUUCAGCAGGCUCUUCAGCUCUUCCUCCAGCACCGCAGCCAAGAAACCAGACGCACCGGUUAACAUGAAGUACAACGCGCCCAGCUCACACGUGGUCCCCUCGGUGAAGAAGAGGAGCAGCGCUCUCGCUCAGCUGCCGGGGGACAGAUCCAGAGCCUUCGACUUCCUCAGUGACGAGGCUGAGGUGGAGAGUGUAGUGUCACGCAGAGAGCAGAAGAGAGCUCAGUACAGACAGGUGAAGGCUCACGUGCAGAAAGAGGACGGCCGCAUGCAGGCGUACGGAUGGAGUUUACCUCCAAAAUACAAGGUUGCAAAUAGUGGACAAGGGGAUAGUAAAAUCAAGAACCUGCCCGUGCCCGUCUACCUGCGACCGCUAGAUGAGAGAGAUGCUUCCAUGAAGCUGUGGUGCGCUGCAGGAGUCAAUCUGUCGGGUGGAAAGACUCGAGACGGAGGCUCCAUCGUGGGAGCGAGCGUGUUCUAUAAAGACGUGUCUGGAGGAGAGAGUGGCCCCAUGGGCCCCAGGAAGAAGAGAGGAUCUCGGAGCAGUCUGGAGCGCCUGGAGCAGGAACUCAAGGAGCAGCAGAAGGAGCUGCGGCACCAGGAUGAACUCUCCAGUCUGGUCUGGAUCUGCACCACCACACACACUUCCUCUAAAGUCAUCGUCAUCGACGCCAACCAGCCCGCAGACGUCCUGGAGAGCUUCUUCGUCUGUAACUCUCACGUGCUGUGCAUCGCCAGCGUCCCCGGUGCUUGUGAAACAGACUAUCCUGCGGGAGAGGAGCUGCGCGCACACGCUGAGGCCGAAGGGGCUUCUGGAGUCAGCAGUAGAGGCUCUGACGGAGGUCUGGAGGGCAUCGCUGUCAUGGGCUGCUCUGCAGAAGGACUCGUGGCCGUCCCUCAAACCGUCUGCAACAACUCCGUCGAGUCCUCAGACACCGACGAGGGUUUGCUGCAGCAGCGUCAGGACGGAGUGACCGCAGCAGAAGAAGCUCUGGAGGCCACGGAGAGCAGCAGCAACACGCCUGCGGAUGAAACCCUCAACCUACACCUACAACACGUGUUCACCGACCCGCUGGGGGUUCAGAAGAGAGACACGGCAUCCAGCUACACGCAGAGGGAGUGUGAUCUGGUGAAGGACGGCGUCAGCUCGAUGCCCGAGCAGCAGGAUCUCGUGAGAGAGGAAGCCUGUAAGAUGAGCAGCGUUCUGCCUACAAUGUGGCUCGGGGCUCAGAACGGCUGUGUAUACGUGCAUUCAUCUGUCGCUCAGUGGAGGAAGUGCCUUCACUCCAUCAAGUUAAAGGAUUCUGUCCUGGGGAUUGUUCAUGUGAAAGGACGUGUUCUGGUAGCUUUGGCUGAUGGCACGCUUGCUAUCUUCCACAGAGGAGUUGAUGGCCAGUGGGAUCUGACCAACUACCACCUGUUAGAUCUGGGCCGUCCGCAUCACUCCAUCCGCUGCAUGACUGUAGUGCACGACAAGGUCUGGUGCGGAUACAGGAACAAGAUCUUUGUGGUGCAACCCAAAGCCAUGAAGAUCGAGAAGUCCUUCGACGCUCACCCGCGUAAGGAGAGUCAGGUGAGGCAGCUGGCGUGGGACGGUGAUGGGAUCUGGGUGUCCAUCCGUCUGGACUCCACCCUCAGACUGUUCCACGCUCACACACAGCAGCACCUGCAGGACGUGGACAUCGAGCCGUACGUCAGCAAGAUGCUGGGCACCGGGAAGCUGGGCUUCUCUUUCGUGCGGAUCACCGCUCUGAUGGUCUCCUGCAGCCGUCUGUGGGUGGGAACCGGGAACGGCGUCAUCGUCUCCAUCCCUGUCUCUGAGAAGAGUAAUGACACAGCGGUGGCGGCGGGGUCAGAUCGUCCAGGCGGAGCGGUCCGUGUCUACAGUGAUGAGAGCGGAGAUAAAGUCACGGCGGGAACCUCUGUGCCCUUCUGCUCCAUGGCUCACGCCCAGCUGUGCUUCCACGGACACAGAGACGCCGUCAAGUUCUUCACCGCAGUCCCAGGAGUGGAGGCGUCUGAUUCUCCGGAGCUGGUGAAGUCUGUGCUGGUCGUGAGCGGAGGAGAGGGCUACAUUGACUUCAGGAUGGGAGAUGAAGGAGGAGACGCAGAAAACAUGGACGAGCCCACCCUCACCCUGCAGCCCCUCCUGGCCAAAGCUGAGCGCAGCCACCUCAUCGUGUGGCAGGUCAUGACCGGAGACGAGUGACGCUUCGGACCUCCAGCAGUCGUGCUCUUAUGAACUCUGCUUUUGCCCGUCAUCUUCGGCAAGUGCUUCCUUUAGCAGAACAGAUGGCAAAUAAAGGGCGAUUCUGUAUUUUUGGGUGAAAGCACUUAACUAGAAGAGCUUUUGUGUUUGUUUGUGGGAUGUUUUCACUGAUAAGCGCUCUUUCAAUCCUUCCAGAUAAAUCAUCCACUUUUUUCAUAUGAAUGUCGCACGGUUACCAAA